Sphenostylis stenocarpa is the source of this 588-nucleotide messenger RNA. NCBI's taxonomy places the organism in Eukaryota, Viridiplantae, Streptophyta, Magnoliopsida, Fabales, Fabaceae. The record is from the annotation of a GenBank genome assembly.
AUGGCACAACAAGUGGAACUGCGAGAUGAAUAUGGGAACCCAGUGGAACUCACAGAUGCAUAUGGAAACCCUGUUUGGUUGACAGAUGAGAGAGGGAACCCAGUGCACCUCACAGGUGUGGCAACCAUUGCUAAUCACACUCUCCAAACCCCUCAAGAUAUUCCUCUUCACUCCCACACUUCUUCAACCUCAAUUUCUUCUGAGGAUAAAGGGCAUGUAAGGAGGAAGAAGAAGAAGAAGGAUAAAACAAAAGAGAAGUCUCCAAGAGAAAAAGAAGAAGGAGAGGAGAAGGAACAUUCACAUACCAAAACAUCACCAAAAGAGAAAUCUCCAAGAGAAAAAGGAGAAGGAGAAGAGGAAAAGGAGCAUUCACUCACCAAAUCUUGUACAGUUAGUGGUGGCAGUAAUGAUAACUCCCACCCAACAACAACCACAACCUCCACCACCACCACAAUCACUAAGCCUCCUGAGAGAAAGGGCAUAAUAGAGAUGAUCAAAGAACGAUUGCCAGCAUUCAGAAUGAGAGCAUGCUCCAAAAUUCAGAGCAAUAAUCCAAGGUGGCUUGAAGGAAGAGAAUGGUGUGUUUGA